AUGUCAACCAGUGCGGCUCUUGACCAGAUGAACUUUACCGGCGGCUACCCCAUUGGCAAGGACUUUGCGCCCAGCCUGAUCUUUUCCCUCAUCUACGUCGCCCUCGUCCCUGUCGUGAUUUACCGCUGGACACGCCCUGUAUCGCGCUGCCGCAGUCUCAUCUACCCGACCCUGUUUGUGGUGAUACGUAUAGGCUCCUUCAUCCUCCGCACCGUGAUGAGCAAAGUCAACUACGGAAAGGGGACUUUCAUCGCCGAGCUCGUUCUCCUCGCCGUCCCCUUCUUCCUCAUCACCUCGACCACCAUCGACCUGUGGGAGCGACACGUAGCAUCGGGCGUCUCGGUCGACGCGCAGCCUCUGUGGCUCCAGCGCGUCUGCCGCUUCCAGCAGCUCGGCCUGCUGGCUGCGACCAUCAUGUCCAUCGUGUCCUCGGCAAUGAGCGGCGGAUCGGACCCGAACAUUGACUUGAUCAACAGGCUGCGCAAGGCGUCGUACCUCGUGUCCCUCGCCGUCGUGGUCACCACUUUUGGCGGCGUGCUCAUGUGCCACGGCCAGCUCGGGCUCCGCACCCACGGGGCAGUGGUCCUCCUGUCGCUCUGUACCGGGCUGUUCGUUACCACCGUCUACAGCAUUGCUCGUGUGUUUACGACAAACGCGGGAGCCUGGGUCCGCUCUCGUGCCGCGUACUAUGUCCUCUGGGCCGCAGUCGAGGUCGUUCUUAUUGGCAUCUUGCUCGGUAUCGCCAUCCCGGUGCUCUUCCCCGGUGCCACCGAGGUGGAGGACGAGCGGAGGAGUGAGCAGUACAUGCUCAAGGAGACCGCCGAGGGGAACGCAGAGGAGACCGCAUAG
This is a messenger RNA of Apiotrichum porosum, 849 nucleotides long. RefSeq lists its product as uncharacterized. Bases 1 to 849 code for a protein of 282 amino acids. The record is from RefSeq and is a predicted model, not a curated record. The transcript is spliced from 3 exons. Lineage: Eukaryota; Fungi; Basidiomycota; Tremellomycetes; Trichosporonales; Trichosporonaceae.